Messenger RNA from Cajanus cajan (pigeon pea), 1332 nucleotides. RefSeq lists its product as uncharacterized. The record is from RefSeq and is a predicted model, not a curated record. Gene Ontology annotation, molecular function: RNA-DNA hybrid ribonuclease activity; nucleic acid binding. Lineage: Eukaryota; Viridiplantae; Streptophyta; Magnoliopsida; Fabales; Fabaceae.
AUGGCGAAAAAGGCCAAAACUAUUUUUAACUUGCUCAAAAAACCAAAAGAUUUUCAUUGUGAUGACCGAUGUGAACAAGCAUUUUCUGAUUUUAAAAGAUUUUUAUCUGCACCUCCUAUCCUGACCAAGCCUCAGCGCCACGCCGAUCUCUUGUUGUAUCUUGUCGUGGCUGACAAUGCAAUCAGUGCGGCACUUAUGCAAACUGACGGUAAAAAACAAAUUCCUAUUUACUUUAUUAGUCGUGUUUUGCAGGCGAUAGAGAAGAGGUAUCAAACUAUUGAGAAAUUGGUUCUUUCCUUAAUAACCUCAGCUUGUCGACUUCGGCCUUAUUUUCAAAGUCAUCAGAUUGUAGUCAAGACCGAUUAUCCCAUCAAACAGAUACUUCGAAAGCCCGAUCUUGCAAGUCAGAUGACAACUUGGUCGAUUGAGCUAUCUGAAUAUGGAAUAAAAUAUGAAAGUCGUGGAGUGUUGAAAGCCCAAUGUCUUGCUGAUUUCAUAGCCGAGCUCACACCCAACAUUUCGUUGGAAGAUCAAUUCUGGAUCUUACACGUUGAUGGCUCAUCUAAUACCAAAGGUAGUGGUGCAGGGAUCAUCCUUGAAGGCCCUAAUGAUAUGAUGCUUGAGCUUGCAAUCAAGUUUGACUUUCGAGAUACUAACAACCAGGCAGAAUAUGAAGCUUUGCUUGCAGGUUUGAGAUUGGCCAAUGAUGUCAGCGUCAAGAAGCUCAGAUGUUGUGGCGAUUCCAAGUUAAUUACAGAGCAAGUAGGAGGAAAUUAUCAAACAAAAGAACCACAACUCCAAAGGUAUAACCUUAUGGUGUCUCAUCUAACCUCGUCCUUUGACCAUUUUCAGAUCGAACACAUUCCAAGAGCACAAAAUGUUAGAGCUGACUUGCUAUCCAAACUAGCCAGUACUAAACGUCCAGGACAGUAUAAAACAAUUAUCCAAGAGACAAUUAGUACUCCCAGCUAUGAUUCUGUAGCCGUAUUGGCCAACAAUCCUAGUCAGUCAAGUUGGAUGUCAAACAUUUGGCAAUAUCUUACAAAUGGUACUUUACCAAGUGACAAAUUUGAAGCUUCAAAAGUCAAAGCCAAAUCUUGUCAUUUCACAAUCGAAGCUGGUGAAUUGUUCAAAAGAAGAUUCUUAAUGCCCCUUUUAAAAUGUCUUGACCUGGAUCAAGCUGAGUAUGUAAUGAGCGAGAUCCAUCGGGGUAUAUGUGGUAUGCAUUCUGGAGCUCAAUCCAUGGCUGCAAGGGUAGUCCGAGCUGGCUACUAUUGGCCAACUAUGAGAUUAGAUUGUAAAGCAUAUGUACAAAAAUGCGAAGCUUGUUAG